Molecule: messenger RNA, 1523 nt
Organism: Etheostoma spectabile (orangethroat darter)
Lineage: Eukaryota; Metazoa; Chordata; Actinopteri; Perciformes; Percidae
Product: reprimo-like protein
Exons: 1
Coding region: 436-771 (111 amino acids)
Source: RefSeq, a predicted model, not a curated record
GUGGUGUGGUCAACGGGGAACUCAUCAUCACUUUAAAACGCACCACAGACUUGGCACAAAAGAAGCGCUCGCAGGCGAACACAGACCCUUAUUACAAAAAGGGAAAGACGUUUUGCACCUUGCGCACUGUCUAAGAAGACUCACUUAAACCCAGAGGAACGCAGACUUUGAGUUUAAUCGUACUUUUGGCUGCACCUGAUGCGACGCUGUUUGACUGCAGUCUGGUGAUGUGGAUGAGGUCAUUACGCACUGGCAAAAACUCGUUGUUUUCACAUAAAGCUGGACUUUUAAAGCGUAUUAUUUUUGUAUUUCUUCCUCUUCUUUCUGUCUGAAAAGUCACAUGACGCAAAGUUUUACUUGGAGUCCAGGUUUUGUGGUGAGACUGUGUGUGUGCCUGCCUAGUGGAGUCUUUUUGCUGAUAAAAAGGAAGGAAACAUGAACUUCUCCUUGUUCGACGUGACCCCGGGCGCGCUGUUUAACGGCAGUCAGACCCUCGCCGGGACUUUGGCGACAUAUUCCGGCAAUGGAACCGACAACGUGGUGACCGGCGACGGCGGAGGGUCCCUGGUGCUGGUGCAAGACGAGCGCAAACUCUUCGUCAUGCGUGUGGUGCAAAUCGCGGUGCUAUGCGUGUUGUCGCUUACCGUCGUGUUCGGCAUAUUUUUCCUAGGGUGCAACCUGAUGAUCAAAUCGGAGAGCAUGAUUAACUUCCUGGUAAAGGACCGGAGACCCUCUAAAGACGUGGAGACGGUCAUGAUUGGGCUCAGGUAGAGCACGGAGAGCGGGUCCUGUGGAGAACUGGAGCGGAGAUCCGGUGAGGAUCGGGUGCGCGUUUCCUUCCGCAGGUUAUGAUCUGUAUCUGCAUGUACUAGCCACUCAAAGACGCCCCUUGUGUUUAUUAGUGAGGAAAAGAUAUGCAAAAACAUUACAUUUCCUUCCGAAAAACGACUACAGGAAAGUAGUCCAGUGACCAAUGUUCGUGCGUAAAGUUUGUGGUAAAACACGGGAAAUUGUUUACACGUGGGCCGAUCUGUUGAAUCUUUUGAGUGAAUUUAAUGUUGCCAAACUGAACAAAGUGACAAAAAAUGUUUACAAGCUGUUACCUCAUUUUUUGUUUAGUUUUUGUUUUAGUUUUCUUUUUUUUUGUAAAUUUGAAAUGAUUGUUCAUGAAUAUUUUUUAAAACUGUCAAAAAGCAUGAUUGUGAAUGCUUAUAGUUCCACGUCUUCCAGUGUGAUAUGUGGACUUGAUGGACAUGUGGGUAUUCUCUAUACAAAGUAUUUUUCUUGGUCUCGUUUGGUAAAUACACUCAAAAUACAGAAAUCUUGCACGUUUUUCAACAAACUCCGUCCAAGCUUUAUGGAGUGGUUCUGGUCCUGUUUGGCAUGCUCUCUUAUUGAUCUGUAAAGUGAUUUUUGGACCCGUUUUGCACUUUUGAAAUCACUGAUGCUGCAUGAAUUAUUUUGUAUGAAAAAAAACCUUUGCAGCAUGCAAUUAAAACGUUGAAAUGACCAUAUAAAGUGUU